UUUUUACAGUUUGGCCUUGGAGCGAAUUCCUGUCUUUUAAUAAGCACGAAGACGGCGAGAAUUACAACGAAAACAUGGGUUUUUAUCAUUUUUCUUUUCAGGUAGGCACUUUUUCCGAGGCAGGUGUUGUUGAUAACUUUAAGAAGAGAAGAGCAUCAUUCAUCCCCGACGUACUGUUUAAGCAUUCACUGGUCUUGACGAUAAAUAAUUUGUCUUUAUUUCUUUAUUGCAGUCUCCUUGUUCUUCUUCGCCUUGUCAAAACGGAGGAACCUCCCUUCCGAAUUACAAGUACAACUCUUUCGACUGUCUCACUGAACAAGGCUUCAUAGUAUGA
Messenger RNA from Pocillopora meandrina, 334 nucleotides. The record is from the annotation of a GenBank genome assembly. NCBI's taxonomy places the organism in Eukaryota, Metazoa, Cnidaria, Anthozoa, Scleractinia, Pocilloporidae.